This is a messenger RNA of Oreochromis niloticus (Nile tilapia), 3360 nucleotides long. RefSeq names its product regulator of telomere elongation helicase 1. Gene Ontology annotation, molecular function: hydrolase activity, acting on acid anhydrides, in phosphorus-containing anhydrides; DNA binding; DNA helicase activity. The record is from RefSeq and is a predicted model, not a curated record. Gene Ontology annotation, cellular component: nucleus. Gene Ontology annotation, biological process: DNA repair; negative regulation of DNA recombination; negative regulation of t-circle formation. Lineage: Eukaryota; Metazoa; Chordata; Actinopteri; Cichliformes; Cichlidae.
UGCGAUCACGUUAUCUCGCGACUUCUAGGACAGCCAAUAGUGAUCGUCCUUACUUGGACGUUGACAAAACCAUUUGGAACUGCUUUCUACUAAUCGUAAACGAGCCGAUGCUGAAAGUAAUUGGGUUUUGGUUUUGUUUGUUUUUUUACUAAAGUUGACUCAUUUAUCCGGGUCGAAAAGUGGGAGUGACUGUGACUGCAGAGCUGGAAGAAAUAUCUCUCUAUUUUAAACAACUAUUUUCGUCUAGGCUGCUGCCGACUGACGCCAGACGACAGGAUGCCUUCACUGACUCUUAGGGGAGUGACUGUGAAUUUCCCUUUUUCUCCAUACGAAUCUCAGAAGGCAUACAUGAACAAAGUAAUCGAAUGUCUUCAGGAGAAAGUCAAUGGGGUUCUGGAGAGCCCCACAGGCACAGGUAAGACUUUGUGCCUGCUGUGCGCCACCCUGGCCUGGAGGGAGAACUUCAAGGACACCAUGUCUACCUGUAUGAUGCCAGAGACGCUGGGCCAGGAGAUGUUUCCAAACACACCUCUGUCUUCCUGGGGACAGCUCACGGUGACAAACCAAGUAUCCUACUACACUGAUGUCCCCAAGAUCAUAUACGCAACGAGGACACAUUCUCAGCUUACACAGGUUAUUAAUGAGUUAAAGAACACUUCAUACAGCCCAAAGGUGUGUGUGCUGGGCUCAAGAGAGCAGUUGUGUAUUAAUCAGGACGUCAUGUGUCAGAAGAGCAACCACGUCAAAGUUCAUAUGUGCAGAGGAAAAGUUUCCACCGGGUCAUGUGUCUACUACAAAAAAGUUGAAGAAAAGAGCACUGAUAGAGACUUUGUUAGUUCUAUCCUUGAUGUGGAGGAUUUGGUCCAAUUUGGCAACAAGCAGAGAGUCUGUCCUUACUACCUCUCCCGUUCACUGAAACAAGAAGCAGAUGUCAUUUUUAUGCCAUACAACUACCUGCUAGAUCCAAAGAGCCGUAAGGUGCACAGUAUCGACCUGAAUGGAGCUGUGGUUAUCUUUGACGAGGCUCACAAUGUGGAAAAGACAUGUGAAGACUCAACAUCAUUUGAUCUCACUCCCUACGAUGUAGCCUCAGCCAUUGACGCUGUGGACAGGCUGCUUGUGGAGCAGUCUAAAGAAAUCAGCCACAGAGGCUCUGUGAAUGUAGACUUUAGUGUAGACACCUCCAGUUCUGGUUUAAAAUUAGGCGUCUCCACCAUUGCAAAAAUCAAACAGAUACUACUGGAUCUGGAAGCUGCCAUUCAUGCCUAUGAUCCAAGUGAUCAAGGCAUUACCAAACCUGGAAUCUUCAUCUAUGAGGUGUUCGAAAAAGCUAAUCUGACGUUCAGCAGCAAGACAGCAGUCUUUGAAGCUCUGGAGCACAUCAUUGGAUACCUGGCACAACAGCCAGGAAUAUUUCUCAAUACUAGUGGACUCCAGAAGCUUUCUGAUAUCAUACAGCUGGUAUUUUGUGGUGAACCAUCAGAAAAGGAGAAACAACACCAGAUGGAAACCAACACGGCUCAUUUUAAGGUUCAUAUCCAUCGAGACACCAGCAUUCACUCAAAAAACCUAGUGUUGAUAUGUGGGCUUCAGGUUCAUCCAAAAAGCAAGGAAAUACUGAGUUACUGGUGCUUCUCUCCGGCCUUCAGUAUGCAAGAUCUGGUGAAUCAAGGCAUUCGCUGCAUCAUUCUGACAAGUGGUACCCUAUCGCCCCUGUCUUCUUUCACAUCUGAGAUGAGAAUAGAAUUCCCAGUAUGUCUGGAGAACAGCCAUGUGAUUGAGCGCGACCAGAUCUUUGUGGGCGUCAUUGCACAAGGCCCAGAUGGAGUGCCCUUAAGUUCAGCGUUUGAUCGAAGGUUUGUUCCUGAAAACAUGGCAUCUUUAGGCAACACUGUUGCCAACCUGAGUCGUCUGGUUCCUCAUGGACUCUUAGUAUUUUUCCCUUCCUUUCCUUCAAUGGAAAAAGCAUUGGAAUUCUGGAGGGCUAACGGACAUGCAAACCGCAUUGAGAAGUUAAAGCCCAUGUUUGUUGAACCUACAGAGAAGGGCACCUUUAAUGAAGUCAUUGAUGGUUAUUACACCAAAGUCAAUGAUCCCCGAUCCAAAGGAGGAGCCUUCUUUGGUGUGUGUCGAGGGAAGGCGAGCGAGGGUCUGGAUUUUGCAGACAUGUUUGGUCGGGGUGUCAUCAUUACUGGCCUUCCUUUCCCUCCAAAAAAAGACCCUCGAGUUGUCCUGAAAAUGCAAUUUUUGGAUGAGAUGAAUCAAAAGAAAUCUGUAGGGCAAAAGUACUUAUCAGGGCAAGAGUGGUACAGACAGCAGGCUUUCAGAGCUGUGAAUCAGGCCAUUGGUAGAGUGAUUCGUCACAAGGAAGACUAUGGAGCGAUCUUCUUGUGUGAUCAGAGAUUUAAAAAUGCUGAUACCCGGGCCAUGCUUCCAUCGUGGGUGAGGUCUUAUGUGCGCCUCUAUGACAGCUUUGGCAGUGUCGUCCGUGAUGUCUCUCAGUUCUUCAGGACUGCACAAAAAAUGAGGCCUGUGGUCGGGAAGAAGGCUCCAGCACACAACCACGAGACUGAUUGUUCACGAGACACUCAGUCCUCCAGUUUCACUUCUCGCCGCUACUUGCAAACUUCUCACACCCAGAAGGCCAAGGUGUUGGACAUACACCUUCCCAGCUUGAAGAGGAGGAGACUCAAUGAGAAGAAUGGAGCCAAUGACAUGGCCAGUUUCCUUAAUCAGUAUGAGGUGCCAUACGAUAACAGGAGACCACUCAACCUGCUGGAUGCUUUGGAGCAAGCCAACAAUACCAUUGAAGAGGACAAGCGAGAGCAAAAGAAGCUGGGUGUCCCUGAGGAUUUGUCUCAAGAACGUAAAUCCAGCAGGGCUAAGAAAUUCCUGGCGGACAUGAAGAAGUCCCUGAGUCAGGUCUGCUGUCACCGCAUCAUGCGGGCCCUGCACACCUACGAAAAGACUGACGACCUGGAUCACCUGCUGACUGAAACCGCAUUUUUAGGCAAAGACGCUAAUACUCAGAGUCUCCUACAUGGCCUCUGCCAGUUUGUUCGCCCACACCACAAAAAGAGGUUUGAUGAAAAUUCCCAGGAGAUGGCAAAACAGGGCUGUGGAUACAAACCUGAUCACACCCUGUCCAAGGAUGGGAAGAAGACAGUAACGCUGCAGAACGACAAGUCCAAGUAGUUUGGAGAUGACAUUUGGGUGGAAGAUGUCAGACUGGCGUAUCACCUCCUCCAGGAUGUCUGCUAUUCCAGCAGAGAAGAUGACUUGUCAUUUGAGGACAACUUUACAAAAAUGUUUUCAACAUUCAAUAAAAUAAACCAGCCAUUCAGUGACUCCCGUACCUCA